CUGGAGGAACAAGUGCUAGGAUCAAGGCCUUGGUCAUCGUUGCAAAAACCCAACCAGACUAUGCUGAGCAUCAGCAAUUUGCUCAAAAUUAGAGUGAAACUGACAGAGUAAAGUUAGGAGAAGGGAAUACUGAGUGUCUAUGAAAAGGCCAAGCAAUGUCAUGACAUGCAGUUUCCUGCUGAACGAGUUGUGUGGAAAAAUUAAAGCCGUUUUGAAUGUUGGUAUAUAAACAUGUAUUGUGUGAUGUAUAACUAACAUGAUUGCUUGUGAGGGAAAGUUUCUUUGCAUUACAGCUAUUUUCUGGUAUGUACUUUCAGUGUUUCAUCAAACAAUUUCAACAGAAACAAUCCUUGCAACUGAGGCUCGAAAAUUAUAUUCGCUGUCAUCACUCAUGGACUCUGGGGAGCUCCAGUCGGCACAAAUGCACUCCCUUCGAUUUCUGUGGUCAGCAUGCAGGAAGCCAGAGAGCACAAAUAGGUAACAGAAGUCUCUCCUAUUUGCACAGUCUGACUGCUGCCUUCUUCAAUUCACUGCCUUUGCGGAGUUUUUUCUUUAAAGCAUUCUUUCAAGAUGUCUACUGUCCAUGAAAUUUUAAGCAAGCUCAGCCUUGAAGGAGAUCAUUCUCUCCCACCAAGUGCCUAUGCCACAGUUAAGGCCUACUCAAAUUUUGAUGCUGACCGGGAUGCUGCAGCCUUGGAAACAGCCAUCAAGACCAAAGGUGUGGAUGAGGUCACCAUCAUCAACAUCCUGACAAACCGCAGCAAUGAGCAGAGGCAGGAUAUUGCUUUUGCCUAUCAGAGGAGAACCAAAAAGGAACUUUCUGCAGCGCUCAAGUCUGCUCUGUCGGGUCAUUUGGAGGCAGUGAUCUUGGGCUUGCUGAAGACACCAGCUCAGUAUGAUGCCUCUGAAUUGAAAGCUUCCAUGAAGGGCCUGGGAACUGAUGAAGACGCACUCAUUGAAAUCAUCUGCUCAAGAACAAAUCAAGAGCUUAGUGAAAUUAUCAGAGUCUACAGGGAAAUGUACAAGACAGAACUGGAAAAGGACAUUAUAUCAGACACAUCUGGCGACUUCCGCAAGCUAAUGGUUGCCCUGGCCAAGGGCAAAAGGUGUGAAGAUAACUCUGUCAUUGAUUAUGAACUGAUUGACCAGGAUGCUAGGGAGCUCUAUGAUGCUGGUGUGAAAAGAAAGGGAACUGAUGUCCCCAAGUGGAUCAACAUUAUGACUGAAAGAAGUGUCCCCCACCUGCAGAAAGUGUUUGAGAGGUACAAGAGCUACAGCCCACAUGAUAUGUUGGAGAGCAUCAAGAAGGAGGUUAAGGGAGACUUGGAGAAUGCCUUCCUCAAUCUUGUCCAGUGCAUUCAGAACAAGCAGCUGUACUUUGCGGACAGACUGUAUGAUUCCAUGAAGGGCAAGGGAACCCGUGACAAGGUUCUGAUCAGGAUUAUGGUCUCCCGCUGCGAGGUUGACAUGCUGAAAAUUAAGAGUGAAUUCAAGAGGAAAUAUGGAAAAUCUCUCUAUUAUUUCAUCCAGCAAGACACAAAAGGGGAUUACCAGAGGGCACUGCUGAACCUUUGUGGUGGAGAGGACUGAAAACUGUGAUGGAAGAAGCCCAAUUCCAGAGACAUGUCUUUUUUUUUGAUCUUCAUUUUACUGUAAUCGUAAAAACAAUGACUUGCCUAGCUAACCUUGACUUGCCUUUGUAUCUGCACCAACCCCUGCUAUAGUACGCUUGCCGAUGCUGUGAGCACUUCCCUCAGCAGCAGUGCUCUGCUUGGCUCUGCCAAGGGUCCUAAUAGCGUGCAGCCAGAGAAACUAACCUUCCACACAUAAACGAGGUUACAAGCGCUUGUGAAAGACUCUGCCUCUCUGUGCAAUGUUUCUAAUAAAACAUAAAUAAAACUGGAGUUUUACUUUAAGAA
Messenger RNA from Strigops habroptila (Kakapo), 1919 nucleotides. RefSeq names its product annexin A2 (gene ANXA2). Gene Ontology annotation, molecular function: cytoskeletal protein binding; calcium-dependent phospholipid binding; phospholipase inhibitor activity. The coding region runs from base 571 to 1590 and encodes 339 amino acids. Gene Ontology annotation, cellular component: cytoplasm. The transcript is spliced from 15 exons. The record is from RefSeq and is a predicted model, not a curated record. NCBI's taxonomy places the organism in Eukaryota, Metazoa, Chordata, Aves, Psittaciformes, Psittacidae.